This is a messenger RNA of Arctia plantaginis, 999 nucleotides long. NCBI's taxonomy places the organism in Eukaryota, Metazoa, Arthropoda, Insecta, Lepidoptera, Erebidae. The record is from the annotation of a GenBank genome assembly.
AUGCGCGCGGUGUUGGUGUUGUGGUUGGUGUUGGAGUGCUCGAGAGGGGUGCGCGCGGCGCGCAGCGCGCGACAGGCACCCUCUGCACGCUACACGUUUUAUCGCAGUAUGGGCCCCCCUCGCGGCUGGGGCUCGCCCACUACAGGAGAGACGAGGCGCGUUUUUGGCGGCCAGUCGGCUGAGCUUGCCACGUACCCACCCACGUGCGUGCUGCUGGACCGGUAUUGGACGGCGCGUUGUUCGGGCGCGGUGGUCUCGCCGCGCUGGGCGCUGACGGCCGCCCAUUGCGUGUCGCCACACAUCGCCUACGUGAAGUAUAACUCUCGCCACCCCACCUCACCCGAGGGCGACGUAGCCACCGUGCACUACCUGUACCGCCACCCUGGCUACAAGGUGGUGCAAGAGGAUGAGGGUCGCGGCAUCGAUGUGACGCUGCUGAACCACGACGUUGGAUUAGUGCGCACGCGUCGCGACAUGGUGCUCGCCAAGGAGCCAGUGCUAGAGCCACUCCGUGCCAUGCGCCUCUACAACCCCGUGGAUCUUAAGCAAGAGGAUGUGGAGGUUCUGGGCUUCGGACGCACGGAGCGAUCGAGCCUAGGGGAGGAACUGUUCUCGGUGCGACUGCGAAUGGUGCCGUGCGACCGCGCGUCGUGGUUUCACUGCAUGUGCGCCAUCGCACAGACAACGGCACCGGGUCCUCGAUCUGCGCGCGGAGUCUGCUCGGGCGACUCGGGCGGCCCCGUGCUCUAUCACGGCGCGCAGAUCGGCGUCACCUCCAUGGGUCCGACUGAGUGCUCGGCGGAACGCAUCGACCCGCCGGAGGGCGCCACCAGCGUGUUCACAGCUCUCUACAACUACGCGGACCUGGUGAAUGCCACUAUUGCCGACACGGAGGCGGCGCUACGCAUGCAACGCAUCAACACUGCAUCGUGUAUUACUGUUUCCCACAACGUUGUGCUGUUGAUGCCGCUGGCAGUGCUGGUGUUGCCAGUUCGGUGA